This is a messenger RNA of Daldinia childiae, 777 nucleotides long. Its product is annotated as 3-oxoacyl-[acyl-carrier-protein] reductase FabG. The coding region runs from base 1 to 777 and encodes 258 amino acids. Lineage: Eukaryota; Fungi; Ascomycota; Sordariomycetes; Xylariales; Hypoxylaceae. The transcript is spliced from 2 exons. Gene Ontology annotation, molecular function: oxidoreductase activity, acting on the CH-OH group of donors, NAD or NADP as acceptor. The record is from RefSeq and is a predicted model, not a curated record.
AUGCCUAGAGUCGAUAAUGAAAUCAGUGGUCGUCUCGCCCUCAUAACGGGCGCUUCUGGAGGCAUCGGCUCUGCAUGUGCUCAGGACUUGUGGGCCCAUGGGGCUUCCCUCGCCCUGACAUGUUUCCACAAUAGACAGCCAGUAGACGACUUAGCUGAGGAGCUUCGCAAGUCGGCUGGCAGCGGAAGCCGCAAGGUCACCGUCCAUCGUGUCGAUACUGGCUCGGCUGAAGAGAUCGAGCGACUAUUUCGUGAAAUCAAGGAACAACACGGUCAAGACGGCCCAGAUAUACUAGUUUCCAACGCAGGCUACGGGAAGCGACGCAACGGUAUCUUGGAUGUGAGCUUGGAAGAAUUCGACUAUACUAUCAAUGUGAAUUUGCGGGCUUCUUUUAUUCUGACCAAGUUGAGCAUUCCCCAUAUGGAAGCUCAGGGGUGGGGUCGGAUUAUUUUCAUCUCUUCGAUAGCUGCACAAGGAGGUGGCAUCAACGCUUGCCAUUAUGCGGCUUCUAAGGCGGGCUUAACAGGUCUAAUGAAGAACCUGGCAAUGAAGCACGCAAAGGUAGGAAUUACUGUCAAUGAUGUAGCUCCGGCUAUGAUUGGGGAAACGGGAAUGAUACCCGACGAGAAGUUUGUCGAGGGCACUCCGGGCGACGUCAGGAAUAUCCCGGUGGGAAGGCUAGGAACGCCUCAAGAAUGCGCCAAUAUUGUUACUAUGAUAUGCAGGACGGGAUACUUAACGGGUCAAAGCAUAUUGUUAAGUGGUGGUCUUAAAUAG